AUGAAGGCCGCUGGGCUCGCUAUGUUGCUUCUGAGUCUUCAUCACAUGUGCUCCUCCUCUGCUCAGGAGUGUGCGUCCACUCACAACCUGCUGACCUCGCUGCAACAGGUGGAGAAGAUGCUGGCAGUCCAUGAGGCGUCGUACCAGCAGGGCCUCCGCUCCCUCAGGAAAAAGAUUAGCGCCCUGCACAACAGCACCAUCGCCAUCUUUAAGACGACCAGGAACGUAUCCUGCCCCAAACCAGAGCCCCCCUCUCACGGCCGCAGACUGGGCAGGGUGUUUGCCGUUGGACACGAGGUUCACUUCAUGUGCAAACCCGGCUAUGAGCUGAUCGGCCCGAGGACCCGCGUGUGUCUGGAGUCUCUGAAGUGGAGCGGCCAACAGCCCAUGUGCAGACGAUUCAACAGCAGCGCUAACUCCCUGGCCUCCUUCUCUCCUGCUGCUCCCUCCUCCUCCUCCUCAUCAACCUCGUCAUCCUCGUCAUCCCUCCCUGUCUCUGCAGCUCUGUCAGGGUCCUCCUCCACCUCUUCUUCCUAUUCAGCAAUUCCCGCCUCUACUCUCUCCUCCUCAUCACCCACAUCUUCCUCUUCCUCCUCUUCUGUCCGACCGUCUCACUGUACCCACUUCCUGGGCUCCACCCGCUGCACCUGUGAUGUGGGUUUCACCAUAUCAGGCCGCGACAACAACAUCUGCACAGACAUCGACGAGUGUCGUCUGUUUCCUCUCGGCCAGCCCGGCCGGCUCUGCGUCCAUCAGUGUGUGAACACUCCUGGCAGCUUCCACUGCUUCUGUCCAGCAGGAUAUGACCUCGCCGCUGAUGGCCGUAGCUGCAGAGACAUCGACGAGUGUGAAAACCACAUUUACAACUGCACAGGGAACCAGCUGUGUGUGAACACAUAUGGGGGGUUCCAAUGUGUGACGGUGGAGUGUCCUCACAUGAAAAAUGCCACGUACAUCAAGACGUCACCAAUGCGCUGUGAGAGGAACCCGUGCAUGCUGGGAGACAAGGCUUGCACUCAGGCGCCAAACUCAAUCUCUUUCCAUUUCCUCUCUGUGGGGUCCAACAUGUCCGCCCCUCGGGUCCUCUUCCGGGUUUCGGCAGCUCGCGUGCUGGGCGACACUUUGCGUUUCGGCCUGGCGGGCGGCCGUGGCCGGGGCCACUUCAGCGUGCAGCGCUCAGGCCGACAGACUGGCACCCUCCUCCUGGUGACGCCAAUAAAGGGUCCUGCCACUUUGGAGGCUGAGGUGGAAAUGAGUGAGCUGGAGCGCAACACCCUGCUGGGCCGAUACCUGACAAAGGUCACGCUGUUUGUUUCUCCGUACGAGUUCUAG
Molecule: messenger RNA, 1332 nt
Organism: Limanda limanda (common dab)
Lineage: Eukaryota; Metazoa; Chordata; Actinopteri; Pleuronectiformes; Pleuronectidae
Product: fibulin-7-like
Exons: 7
Coding region: 1-1332 (443 amino acids)
Molecular function (GO): calcium ion binding
Source: RefSeq, a predicted model, not a curated record